CUUCUGUAUUAAUAAAAGGUUUUUAACUUGAAUAACUUUGAUUUAAACUUGUAGUACUAUUUUGAAAUACCUGUACAUAAAAAAACGUAAGAUGCUACUCACUAUUUUUUUUUUCAUUCGUAAGAUCUUUAAACAGUUGCAAUAAUUAUACUUAGUACGAUUUAACCAAAGUAUACAACGUAUUAUACGUUAUUUACCAUCGUUUUACAAGUGGUCACAGGUUGCAUAGUUGCAGGUUAAUGAGGAACUGAACAUAACUUUUUGAAAAAAACUCCAAAAACCCUUGCAAAUGCUUCGACUUCACCGAUGUCUAGCGAGAGACACCACCAGACGAUUGGGGUUAACCACUUCAUUCAUAUCUAAAUCUUCCAUAAUACUAUAUCAUAAUAAUGUCAUACCGAAUAAGGCACUUGUACGACACUUUCACGAAAGAAUAACGUUAAACGAACCCAGAACUUCCCUCCAUGGAUAUAUGAAUCAAAAUAAACGAUCCAAAUUAAAUCCCAAAAUUAUCUUGCAUGACUAUUCAUCAGUCGAACAACUUGUCAAUUCAGAUUCUCUUCGAGAAAAAUACUUAAUAGCCCUUAGAGAUUCAUCGUUUUAUACUGAUAAAGAAAUUGAUAUCAUUGAAGGGAUCUUUAAUCAUGCUAUUGAUUUGGCAUUUGGUUUUAAAGAUCCUACUACUAUAAAUCUCGUUCUUGAAAUAUGGAGAAUUGCAUUUGAUAAAAGAAAUGAUCAUCCUUCUUUAAUUCAACUUCAAAUUAGAUUACUCAAACAGAAGAAUGAUCUCGUUUAUAUGCUCAUCAAUUCAAAGAAUUAUGCCUUUUAUGAUUUAUUUAUUCGUCCAUUAUAUAAUAAUUCAAAAUUCAUUGGCCUUGAAAAAUCUUGGGAAGAUACUUUAAUAUCAACUUUUGAACUUGGGAAUGAUGGUAAAAUAGUGAGGUUAAACCGAAAUAAAGUUAAAAAUUACUUAAGUGAUAACUCAGUGGAUAUACAGACUAGGAGAAGACUUCUCGCCAAUUUAAUCAAAACAUUAAUUAUCAAUACUGAAAGUUAUGACGGUAAAUAUACUUACAUACUGCACUUCUUCGAAUUCCUUCAAGUAUUAGGUGAUGACCAUUUCAGAUUCAUUGGUAAAGAGUAUAACAGUUAUCAUAAAGUAUUAUCAUUAAUAGCUAUUCCUUUUGAAGGAUUUGGAUUCUUAAAACAUGUCAGUAAUAUUACCACUAUCUUUGAGAAUCAACAUAUACCACCGAAACAUCAAGCUGAUCUCAUCACUUCAUUCAUGAGAUCAAUAGCAUUUAGUCCUAAUAAUGUCCUUAAUUACUGGAAAUUUAAGUUAGAUACUUAUUACAGUGAAGAUGAAAUGAACGGUUUAAACUAUAAAGAUUUGAAAUAUGCCAUGAUGGCUCUUCUUGAACUUAACGAGUAUCAGAAAGUGGUUGAUUUAUAUGAAGAAUUCAGUGAAUUUCAUGAUGAUGAUCAUAUCGAGAUAUUAUUAUCCCUUAGUGAUCGUAUGAAAGAUUGGAAAUCAAUGCAAAGAAGAUUUGAAGAUAUGUAUGGUAAGGGUAACUUACCAUUUGUGGUUCAUUAUGCCAUUGUUAUGAAUGCAUUAGCGCUGACAGGGGCAAGUUCUGAAGUCGAACAAUUAUUUCAACAAUUGAAAGAUAGACAAUUGAUCCCUGAUAGAAAUGUGUUUGCCGCUUUGAUUAAGAGUAAGGUUACUGAUAAUGACUUUGAUGGUGCUUUAGCAUAUUUUAAUUCAUUUUGUGAGCUUGUUAAAACUGGAAAACUUGAAGUAGAAGGGAAAUCUGCAUUAUUCAUGUUAGUGUUUGAAUCAUAUGUGAAUUCAAAUGAUUUAGAUGGAGCAUUGGUAUUCUUGGAUAAAGCAUUAAAAGAUCCAGAAAUACAAGCGUUGAAUGUCAUCGAUGCUGCUAUAAUAGCGAAAUUGAUUGAUUUAGCAGCAGGACAAUUUCGAUUAAAUGAAGUUGUCAAACUCAAAAAAUUAUCUGAAACAUUAGAUCUUUCUCAUGAUGAUCUUUCGUUAUCAGUCGCUCGUGCUUAUGCUAAAUUUGGUCAAUUUGAUCUUGCUGAUAAAGCAGUGUAUGAAGCUCACAAGAAUUCCCGUAUUCCAUUCACAAAUGCUAAAGUAUAUGAUUUUCAACUUAAACUUUAUCGUAUCUGGUAUAAUCAACUUACGCAUUCUAAUAAGAGGACGAAUUGUAAAUUAAGAACCAAAUUCAUUAUCAAGUUUGCUUCAAAUUCAAAAUCCAAAAUCAUAAGUCCAAGAAAGAAUGAAACCUUAUAUAAGGAAAUCAUUAAUUUCUAUAUCCAAGAAAAAGACAUGGCAGGAGCUUAUGAUACUUUGGAAAAAGUUAAAAAGAAGUCAUUAUUGGCUGAAGAUCAUUACUUACCAUUCUUGAAGUAUUAUUCUAGUUUUGAAAAUUUUAAAGCUCAUUCAUCAGUGUUGAAAUUGUAUAAAGAAAUGGUAUCUUAUCGUAUUGAUUUAUCAGCCAAGACAUAUGUUUUCCUUAUGAGAACCAUGCUUUUCUUAGAUAAACAGAAUCAAAAAGGAUAUGGUCAUUCUUUAAGACUUUUAACUUCUGUAUUUGAAAUGAAUGGAUUAUCAUUGAAAGUGGUUCAUCCCAUAGCGAAAGUUGAAUAUCCUAAAUUAAGAAGUAAUUCAACUCAAUUAUGUAUAGUGGUAUCAGAUUACGUCCAUGCAACUCAAAAUCGUGGAAAUGCGGAUAUGUUAUUCCAAUUCUUUCAACAGAUGAAAGAAGUUUUAGGAACUGGUAUGACGAUUGAUUUCAAAAUGACAGUAUGUAAUGAGAUGAGUAAGAUUUAUUUUCAAACUGGAGAGAUUGACAUGGCGAUUAAAUUAAUUGAUUCUGGUAUUGCUGAUUUAGAACAAGUGAUUUCGAAAUUGAAAGCUAAUUAUCCCUCUGAUAUGAAGUUUUCCAUCCCAAGACAAUUAGAGAAUCAAUAUCGUCAUCUUGUGAUAAUGAAAAUGAAAAAUUUACAAGACAAAGAUUUAGUUGGAAUCUUAAAAAGAUCAUCUGAAUUAGGUAUUAAACUUGGUGGUAAUCAAUAUAAUGAUAUAAUAACGACUUUACUAGAGCGCUCCGUAUCAGUAGAAGAUAUGGAUUUGGCGCUUAAAGUUUCUGAAGAUCAUUUAGUAUCUGGUAAUAAGGUUAAUGUUUUCAUAGCCCUUACUUUACGUCGUUGGUAUAGAACUAUCAUAUAUAUUUUAUCAGCUAAUACACCAGCUGAAGAAUUGAUGUCAAAAUAUGAAAUUUUAAAUCAAUUUUAUGGAGUUUCAAGUAUUUCUGAAUUAAAGAAAGAAUUUGGAAACGAUAUUGAAAGAGUCAGUAAUGAGUUAGAUAUGGAUAUGAAAAAGAAGAGUAAAUUAGUUCUUCAUUCAAAAUGGAGAUUAAGAAAAGUAUUACAAAAUAUCCCAGUGGUGUUUUCACCAGGUCGACAAAUCGAUAGUGAGAAUAAAAUCUCUCAUACGAAUGCCAGUUUAUUUAUAAGACGAUUAAAGAGAUGGCCUAUUUCUGAAUCAUCAACUGCGUUAAAGGCUAAAUAUCCGAAAUCAUUUGAUUUCUUACACAACAAUCAUACGUCAUUAGUUGCAUAUAAUCGUUUCCGAGAAAGAAUAGAUCAAAUUAUCCCACCACAAAGAGAUGAAGCAACUCAUGAAAGGUUACAUAGGUGGACCCAAGCUCUUCGAGAGUUAAAAUUAUAAAGACUCAAAAUAUGAGUUUUUAACUAUUGCAUUAAACAAUUACUUGUACAAAAACAUAAACUUUUUAUUACUUUAAUCCCUGUAUGUAUAUGUAAAUAGGAUAAAUAUAAGAUUAUAGAUAUUA
Scheffersomyces coipomensis is the source of this 3872-nucleotide messenger RNA. RefSeq lists its product as uncharacterized. Gene Ontology annotation, molecular function: mRNA binding; protein binding. The transcript has a single exon. The record is from RefSeq and is a predicted model, not a curated record. Bases 290 to 3748 code for a protein of 1152 amino acids. Lineage: Eukaryota; Fungi; Ascomycota; Pichiomycetes; Serinales; Debaryomycetaceae. Gene Ontology annotation, cellular component: mitochondrion. Gene Ontology annotation, biological process: mitochondrial gene expression.